Camellia sinensis is the source of this 571-nucleotide messenger RNA. The record is from RefSeq and is a predicted model, not a curated record. NCBI's taxonomy places the organism in Eukaryota, Viridiplantae, Streptophyta, Magnoliopsida, Ericales, Theaceae.
GAGAAGGCAAUGAACACCAAAUUUGGUCGGAGAUUGAGUAACCAUACCUAUAGGCUGCACAAACAAUUCAUGGAGCUGAAGGAGGCUAAAGGGGAGGAGUAUGCAAGAAACCACCCACCAAAGAAUGUCGAUCCUACCAAGUGGAUAGAUCUUAUUGAUAAAAAGUGGAACACUAAAGAAUUUCUGGAACAAUCAAAGGCCAACAUCGCGAACAGAGAAAGGAUGUAUACAAAACAUAGGUGUGGUUCUAGGUCAAUCCCUGUUAGAGUAGAAAAACUGGCACGAGAAAAGAAGAUGCUACCUGAUCUAGCAGAGUUGUACAAGGAAACUCACUAUAAUGAGAAAACACAUGAGUGGAUCUUAUCUCAAGCUCAGUGUAAUUAUGUAAGUAUAUAUUGCAAUUUUUAUUAACAAAAUUUUAGAAUACUAUUUGUUAUAAUCUUAUUUAAUUUUCUAAUAAUUAUUUAAUUUUUUUUAUAUUUGAUACGAAAAUAUGAUACAGACAUAGGCUGAUCACCUCUCACAGCUGGGAUCAACCCCUUUGACUGCAGAAGAGCUAUCAAUCAAAGUC